Molecule: messenger RNA, 1677 nt
Organism: Cylicocyclus nassatus
Lineage: Eukaryota; Metazoa; Nematoda; Chromadorea; Rhabditida; Strongylidae
Source: the annotation of a GenBank genome assembly
AUGGAUAUUUCUGUGCCAAAUGCACCUCAAUUGUACACUGCCUCUGGCGCGGCCGUUGCGACGAAUUCCAGCUCUUUGGGCUCAAACUCAAUUUUUUCUGAUGAUCAAAUGAGCGAAGCAGUAAUGCCUCCUAGUUCCAACUCAUUGCCUAUACGCGCUUCUGAGCCUUUAUUCGAAAUAACUCAAAACAUUCCAAAUCCUUCGACAGCUUUUUCCGAUACAACUUCCAGUCACACGAGUCAACCGGCUCUAGAGUCCUCAGUAGGUGGUACCACAGGGAAUGUGAACAUUGCAACUUUUACUAGGGAUGAAAGCGAGUUAAUACCCAGUAUCCAAGCUAUUAGCCCCGUAAGAUAUUUUGGAAAAUUCGAACUGAGCAAACAUGGAAAACGUAGUGUCCUCGUGUAUAGAAUCCCUAAUACAAGAAUGGUUUAUUCUUUCUCAUUUUUGAGAAAAAAUAAUACAUUUGAUGUCUAUCGUUGCAUACGUUGCCAGUCGCAAGGGAGCUAUGUCAAGAUCAAGGUUGUCGGCAACGAAUUCCGAGAAAAUCCCUGCAGUAUUGGGCAUAUCUGUCCUUCCCAAACGGUUGCAUUUGACGCCAAUAUCAGGAAGUUCUACGAGGAAAUGCAGUCCGUACGAGGCGACUCGAACUCCUCAGGAAUGAGAGUUAAGCAAAUUUGGUAUAAAGGCCUCCGCGAAAGGGAAGAAUCGCGAACGGAAUCAGACGAAGCAGUACAUGACGGGGUCGUGAGUGAGUACUAUGGAAUUGGGUUUGAAAUGCGCAAAAGGCAGAUAGCCAGAAAUCUCGCUAUUCAUAAAGACAAGAGGGCAACAAUGGCAAAUGUUCCAUCUGACCUGCAAUGUCUUUGUGAUGGUACGCUAUUUUUGCAAGAGCAGUCUGAGCGGUUCCACAUAUAUUUCUCAGAGCGAACAAUUCAGAAGGCAUGCUCUGUGGGUCUAAAUGUUCUGGUGGCGGAUGGCGUUCAUUCUGCACAACCCAAGGAAUUGGCAAGGAGCGGACAAUUGUAUUCAGUGCACGGGGUCUGUGGAAACGGCGUCGAGCUGGAGGGAUGCUCGUUCCACAUGGCUCAGGCCUGGAACAGACGCAAAGAUAAAUUGGGACUUCGUCAAUACCUCUGCGGUCCGACCAGAGAAAGGCGAAUUUCACGGUGGUGGGAAAUGCUCAAGGGGCUGGUAUUUUUACCGAAAAGAUUGCGAGCACGUGUUCGAGCAUUGGAAGGACCACCCGUUCCCCGUAGACACGAUGCAUAUAGAAAAUGUGCCAGAUUUCUCAGGUAUCUGCGAAACACUUGGCUUUCUGGCAUGUACAAAAAUCUAUGGUGCAAAUGGAAGAAAUUUGAAAUGCGAACAACAAACCUCGCUGAGGCUUUCCACAGCUCAUUGCAAAAAAUUCUAAAUUGUGAUCACCCUCCUUUGGGCACCUUGAUUCGAGUCCUGAAAGAUUUAGAUUUGGAAGCUAAGUGUGCCCUUUAUCGCGCUGAAAGAAUGCCGCUUGAACGUAAGCGUUUGCGACGGAGAGAUGUGCUGAGGAGAGAGAAAAUCACAGCGGAGAUGAUGAGCUUCGACCAUCGGCUGCGUAUGGGGCAACUACGAAAUCAUCAAGUAGAGAAAUACUGCAUACGAAUGGCUAGAUUUGUUUCUAAUAAAAGCAUUUAG